AUGUCGUUUGUUUUCUCUCCCUCCCUCUCGUUCUCUCCUUCGUCUUCGACUUCCUCUCAAUCCUUCCUCCUUGGCUGUUUCGUCGGUUCCGUUUGUCUACACGUCGCGGCCUUUCUCCCUGUUUUGUUCGCGGCCUGUCGCCACGGUUUGUUCGCGAUUCUGUGUCCCUUUCCGCACUUCUCCGUUGUGUCUGCUGUCUCUGCCUCUCGCCCUGCUCCAGAUCCUCAACCGCCGCUUCUCGCGCUGCCGGCCUCGGAAGAGGCUCGAGAUCAUUACCCCGCCCUUGCGCUCCUCGACGCGGCCUUCUUGAACUCAGUCCGCGAGGAACUGUCCGGAGUCUGCUGCGUGGGACACUCCCUCACUCCUGCCGAGGGCGAAAUUCUCACAACUCUGUGUCCCCUCGUAGCACCGCGCCAAGCCCUGUACGCUCUGCGAGACGCAAAGAUUUCCACGUCUUUUCUCCGAGGCCUUCGUGUCUUCAGCCACUUGUACCCUUAUAGAUUCCACAGCGCUGCGGAUGACCAGAUCUCCUCUUCCGCCUCGUCGGUUCUCGCGGCUCUGCUCGACUGUUUGCCUCCGCAACACUUUGUCUCUCAGCACUUUUUGCAUUUCGCUGCGCUCGCCCGAAGCCUGCCGGUUCAGUCGGACCUCUUCCCGGUCUUUCGACCGUCGUGGAUCCAGGAACUGAAGAUCCUCACGGGGAGCGGCAUCGAAUACCGGGCGGGGCGCGGGGCGCGAUCGCGGUGCGACUCCGGCAAGGGCCGCGAAGAUUUCGUUGUCUUCCUCGGUGACGCCCAACUCACAAAGCAAGAGGAAGACUUGCAGCUUGCGCUGCGGUCUGCGUUCGCGUCCAGAGAGCGGUGCUCUUUGAUUCGCGGCGAAAAUCUCUUCUCGUCCCUGGACACGCUCAUCUCAGUUCUUCACAGACUCUACCCGGCGCCUUCGGCCCCCGCAGGGAUGAAGCAGACUGCAGCGGCGCGGCCUCUUCGCCGUCUGUCUAUCUUUGCAGUUGUCACGUCCCCGAAACUCCUCGCUCUCGCUUCCUCGGCACUCGCGUCUCUCGGGGACGACGCCCGCUAUCUCGGCGCAGUGGAAGAGCGCCUCUGGAAUACCAAAACCGACUUCGAGGCGUCUCGAGGCGUGGGCGUGGACCUCCGCCUGGUAUCGCCAGGCUGGGUCUACGAGUGCUAUCACGCGGGUUCGCUUCGCCCUCCAGCAGCCGAGGUCUACCAUCUUCCCUGGCUGAACGCGGCGGAGCGAGAGACAGGCGAGAACGAGGAUCUGGAGAACAGAGACACGAACAAUCGCGCGGACGCAGGCAGCCCCAAGAGUGGCAGAAGGCGCGGAGAAGACCAGAGUGAGAAGUCGCGGGAAGACGCCAAGAGAGGAGUCAAGACGGAGAGUCGCCGCAGAAGCGAGGGGGAGAAGGAACUCGCUUUGCGGCUGCGAGAGCAGGGAAGUGGCGAGACGCGAGACUUCGACGAGAGGAGGGAGAGGAGCGACGGCUCCGCGGCGUCCGGCGUUUCAGAGGGGAAACCGAACGAGGCGUCCUCGAGCCUGAAACUGUUUCCCAGUCUUCAGCUGCGAGACGAGGCGCCCUACGCACACCUUCCUCUUUGGGGCUGGUUGCUGUUUGUGUCCUCGUCGAUUUCUCUCGACAGCAGGGAGGUGGCCUUUUUGAGGAGGACGAGGGGACUGUCUCUGGUGUCGCUCCCCGACAAUCCCCUGGAAAACCCUGGAAUUGUGCAAAAGAGCCUCCUCGACUUUCUGCAGCGGAAGCACCAGCUGCCGCUCUCUCGCAUUCCGGCCUUUCUCGCGCGCCUCGUCGUCUUCGCUGCGGUCCUCGUCGAUCCGCAGAAAGACGCGCGAGGCGCUGAGAGGCCGGAAGGGUACCCGCGCAAAGGAAACAUUGGAGAAACCGGAGAAGCGGCGUCCUUGGAGGAUGAGAGAACGCCGAAGCUCGCAGGCCGAUGUUCGUCUUUCAGGAGACAGAGAAUCGAAGCUUCGGCAUCGGAUCCCAGGCGGCCAGGAGACCCUGAGAACGCCGCAGCCGAGAUGGGAAGCUCGAUCCCGAGGAGUGGCAAGGCCUCUCCAAAGACGCGAGUGACGGUCCCCGUGUCGUCGCUUCUGCUGGAAGACACGCCUUGCCGAGGGACGGGGCGAAAGACGAAAGGCGAGGCGGCACGCGAGACGGUCUGCACAGACGACGCGAAUGCGCGGAACUUGCGCAGCCGGUCACCUGUUUGUGGAAGUGCCCUGGACGCGCGAGAGGCGUCUCCGUUUUCAGGCAGUUCCGCAACCCCCCCAGCGAAGAAGGCGUCGCCGAAACUCGCGUCAGCCGGCAUCAGAUCCCGGGUUAGUGCCUCGACGCCCUCGCGUCCCCGCUCGACGCGGCCGGGGCUCUCUUCGCCUGUGCACAGGGACAGGGCGGAGGCUUCCUGUGCUUCGCCGCGCUCUGCUGCUUGCGCCCCAGGCAGCUGCUCGAGUCGCACUCCACCUCAAAGGUCGCGCGUGGCGAGCCUGCGGCGAGGCCGCAUCCCGGGGGGGGUGUCGUCUCUGUCUUCCUCGGCCUCGCCCCUCUCUGGCUGUCGGCUGAAGGCUUCGAUCGAUGCGUCGCAGGAGGCAGGCCAGCGAGGCGCAGACGAGCGCGGGAAGCGCAUUUCUGCGUCGCCUCUCUCUCGAAAGAGCAGACGGCGUGGUUCGCUGAGGGAGACAGAAGCCGUCGGGCAACCUGCCGUGCCUCGCGCACAUUUUUGUCCCCUCGCUUCGGUUAUUUCUUUCUACGUGAAAGAGAAACUGGUGACGGUGCCGGGGUUCCCUGGAAUCCCAGUCGUUCGCCUCGGCUGGGUGGAAGAGAUUCUUCGGACGCGCGCGUUCCAGUCUCUGCGGCCGUAUCUGUUGCAUGCGCCGAAAGAAGAAGCGCCGCAGCGCGGGAAAGACGUCGGGGAUCUUUGGCGAAACGCCGACAACGCGGGAAUGAGGUGCGCUGACGUGAGGAGCGUGGCGGGUGGGGAAGAAGAAAUCACGCCAGCAGGCGAAGACUUCGUCCAGAGCGCAGAAGCCACGCGCGUGCAGGAAGCGGAACGGGUCGCGGCGGACGGCGCGGAAGGGGAGAACUCCGAGGCGCAGACGCGGGAGGAGGAGAAGGGCCGGAAGAAGGACGAGGGCGAAAGCAAGGAGCGGCGGGAGAAACGGCGGCGGAGAGACGGGAAAGGCCGAGACGAGACCAGAGAUUUGAAACUGGGACAGGAAGUGAAACGAGCGAGAAAACCGACACUGUAG
This is a messenger RNA of Neospora caninum, 3282 nucleotides long. RefSeq lists its product as hypothetical. The record is from RefSeq and is a predicted model, not a curated record. Bases 1 to 3282 code for a protein of 1093 amino acids. Lineage: Eukaryota; Apicomplexa; Conoidasida; Eucoccidiorida; Sarcocystidae. The transcript is spliced from 7 exons.